Messenger RNA from Vicia villosa (hairy vetch), 2361 nucleotides. RefSeq lists its product as uncharacterized. The record is from RefSeq and is a predicted model, not a curated record. Lineage: Eukaryota; Viridiplantae; Streptophyta; Magnoliopsida; Fabales; Fabaceae. Bases 1 to 2361 code for a protein of 786 amino acids. The transcript has 4 exons.
AUGGAAUCCAUAAAUGUGGUGGUUGAUGAUGAACACAAACAAGCAGAUGUCACAUAUGAUGUUGGAACAUUCUGGGAACACGCAGCUGAAGAAUCUAAGAAAGAAGAUGAUUGCAGUCCCACUAUUGUAAAAGCUGAAGCUGAACCCUCUAACAAAGGACCAUCUAUAAGAGUUCAAAAAGAUCAUCCUAGUGAACUUAUUAUAGGAGAUCCCAACAGUGGAGUAGUUACAAGGUCAAGAGAACAGAUGCAAUCAGAAUUUGAAAUGAGUCUAGUUGGAGAAUUAACUUACUUUCUUAGACUGCAAGUUAAACAGAUGGAAGACUCAAUUUUUCUCUCUCAGAGCAAGUAUGCCAAAAACAUUGUCAAAAAAUUUGGGAUGGAGAAUGCUAGUCACAAAAGAACACCUGCACCUACUCAUUUAAAAUUGUCCAAAGAUGAAAAGGGCACAAAUGUUGAUCAAAGCUUGUAUAGAAGCAUGAUAGGAAGCCUGCUGUAUCUCACAGCUAGUAGGCCUGAUAUUGAUUUUGCUAUUGGGAUUUCUCCUUCAAAGAAGACUACUUCACGCUCUGAAACAGCAUCCGACUCUAGGGCACCAAAUAUGGUAGGUGAUCAGGAUGUUGUGCUGGAUGUUGCGCCAUUAAACUCGGUGCCGGCUACUGAUCCUGUUGGUCUUGUCACGAGAAUCUUGAAUGAAGGUCACAAGGUAGAAGGAAUAUCAGUUCCUUUAGCUCAAGCUCCUGCUCCUGAGAACAACAAAGACGAUCAAGUUGAUGCUAGCAAAGAUCAUGUUGAUGUCGAAACAUCUGAAGCUAACAUUGUUGAGAGUUCUGAUGCUAAAGAGGUUGAAUCAUCUGAAGAUAAAGAUGCGGAGAUUCUUGAAACAGAGAAAGCUGAAGAGGUCACUGCUACUUCUCCUAAAGAGAAGCCUACUCGCCCUACUGACAGUGCAAAUGAUGUGGUGGAUCUGGAUAAUCUUGAUGAUCCUAUUGACAUUGCUGAUGAUGAGCUCAUCUCUAGCAUUUCCAACAGAGUCAAGGCUCGAAGGGGAAAGCAGGUUGAUGAUCAACAUCCUCCCAAGACUAAAGUUGCUCCUCUAAAGAAUGCCACCAAAGAAAAGAUCAAGCAGGUCUCUGUUGAACCUUCAAGAACUUGGAGCAAGGUUGUUGUGAAGAAGAGAAAAGAAAGAAGUGUUUCUGACUCCGAAGACAAUGUCCUAAGUGAUGUCCCUGACAUCCCUUCAAAGAAGAAGAUUGCUGUCACAAAAUCCUCCACAAAGGUUCGUGAUGUUCCCUUGGACAACAUUUAUCUGCACUAUGCUUCAAAUUCUAUUCAGUGGAAGUUUGUUUAUCAAAGAAGACUGGCUCUGGAAAAAGAACUUGCAAAUGAUGCUCUGGAAUGUCAAGAGGUCAUGAAGCUCAUCAAUUCUGCAGGUUUGCUUAAAACUGUUACUCAUUUUUCUAAAUGCUAUGAAAUGCUCGUGAAGGAGUUUAUAGUAAAUUUGUCUCAAGAUUGUGCUGAUGGGAGAACUGAGGAUUUUCAUAAGGUGUAUGUUAGAAGAAAAUGUAUAGAUUUUUCCCCUACUGUUAUCAACCUCUAUCUAGGUAGAGAUGAUGAGGCUCAACCUGAGCUUGAAGUGACUGACAAUGAAGUAUGCAAAGUUAUCACUGGUGGUAAGGUUAAGAAAUGGCCCAUAAAGAGUAAAUUGUCUGCUAGUCUUUUGAAUGUCAGGUAUGCCUUGCUGCAUAAAAUUGGUGCUGCAAACUGGGUGCCUACCAAUCACACUUCUACCAUUGCUGUUGGCCUAGGUAGAUUCAUAUAUGCUGUGGGAACCAAGACAAAAUUUGACUAUGGGACUUACAUAUUUGGUCAAACUAUGAGGCAUGUUGGUACCUCUGCUACCAAGCUACCCAUUGCUUUUCCAUCCCUGAUAUGUGGGAUAAUCCUCAAGCAAUACCCUGGAAUUCUGAAAGCUAAAGAUUCUGUAUGUAAGAGGGAGAGUGCUUUGUCAUUUCACUAUAAGCUGCUCCAAAGGUCAGAUGACAUAACAUCUGCUGGGACAUCACAACCCAGCAAGUCUUUGAACAAAACCUUUCUAAUUGCUGAGCUGAAAGAGACUUGUAAAGAGUUGGACAACAGGAAGAUGAAGCUUGAAAAGCUCAUUCAAAGUCUUGAGCAGUCUGCAGAUGAUGAUCAUGCUGGUGGAAGUGAUGGUGACAAUAUGGAUGAAGACAAAGUUGCUGAUAGUGGUGAUGAGGAAGAGGCUGAGGAUGGUGAGGGUACUGAAGAUACUGGGAGUAGUGAUGCUGAUGAAGAGACUAGUGGCUCUAGUGAUGAAGAGACUGAUGGAUCUGACAAUUAG